This is a messenger RNA of Oreochromis niloticus (Nile tilapia), 639 nucleotides long. Its product is annotated as DNA-directed RNA polymerase III subunit RPC2. Lineage: Eukaryota; Metazoa; Chordata; Actinopteri; Cichliformes; Cichlidae. Gene Ontology annotation, biological process: DNA-templated transcription. The transcript has 2 exons. Bases 70 to 327 code for a protein of 85 amino acids. The record is from RefSeq and is a predicted model, not a curated record. Gene Ontology annotation, molecular function: DNA-directed RNA polymerase activity; DNA binding; ribonucleoside binding.
ACUCUUUGAUGUGUUUUGUGUGCUUCAGGUGAGAGAGUGGAGAACAAGCAGGUGCUGGUGAACAAAUCUAUGCCGACUGUCACGCAGACACCACUGGAGGGCAGUACCCAGCCAGGCCAGCCCCAGUACAGAGACGUGCCCAUCAGUUAUAAGGGGUCAACGGACUCGUACAUCGAAAAGGUCAUGAUCUCGUCCAAUGCUGAAGACGCCUUCCUCAUCAAGAUCCUCCUGAGGCAGACCAGGAGACCGGAGAUAGGCGACAAAUUCAGCAGUCGACACGGACAGAAAGGUGGCGACCCCAUGACAGUCACAAGGCCUGCUCUGUGAGACCAGCACUUACAGAUGUGGAGCUCAAAGCUGGAGGGAGAGUACAGAGGGUUCGGGUUUUCAACCUGUUGCGAGAGAUUUGUAAAUGCCUGGACAAAAAGAGGAAAAUCUUUCACUGUGCUGGAGCAUUUGUUGAGUCAAGUCCCACUAGCUGCUGCUCUGUCACUGCCCCCCUGUUCUCAUCUUUCAAGAGGCUUUUCAAUUAAUUGGCUCUUUGUCCUGUGCCAGACUAUGCAAAUUUAUUACACCCCAGCAGUAUUCUGGUGCUACUGGGGGGAAAAAAGUGUUUAUAGCCUCUAUUGUUUUGCAGCA